AUGGUACCAGAGCUUGCUUGGUACAAUACAGCAGGACACAUAUCUUUUCCUCCUCCUUGUCCUCCUCCCCCUCCUCCUCCUCUUCCUCCUCCUCCUCUUCCUCCUCCUCCUCCUCUUCCUCCUCCUCCUCCUCUUCCUCCUCCUCCUCCUCCUCCUCUUCCUCCCCCUCCUCCUCCCAACACCACAGGAUGGGACACCACUCUGGAAGAGACAUCACUCUGGAAGGUACAUCACUCUGGAAGGGACACCACACGUGUCCCAGAUCCACUUCCAGUUCUGAACAAUAUCUGCUCAUUAGUGGAAUCUGCAUCAGUGCCGGAAACUAGUGAGAAGUAUUCUUGUCAAGAGGGAUCACAAGUUCUAAAGUCAGAGCAUGCAAGCCGAGACACAGAUUGUGAACAAAGCUGGAAUACUGAAUCCAUCCCCAUAGGAAGCUUUAUGAGUGAUGGUGUUGAGUGCCACAGCCCAUGCAUUAAUGUGACUGCUGGUGGAAUUAUCAUCAGUAGAUGUAUCAAUGCCACUCUGACUGUUAUAUGUUAUCAGGGACAUGUGACUGAAUAUCGAAUACAUUUUCUGGGUAUUUGGAUCAAUCCUUCACCACUACAGAAUAUCGAGAAAAGAGACCGCCAUGGUAUCUGUGCCUGUCUCACGCUGCUGCUGUUAAUAUUUGUAUCAUUCGCCAUCCAGCACUACAUAUCUCAGCUUCAUAGGAUCAGAAACAAUGGACCAAAUCAUCUUUAAUAGACCAUUUUAUUGUGCUGUUUAUUGCCAGACAUUUAAGAGUAUUUUUAUUUUGCAAUACAAAAAUUAUAACUAUAAAUAAUAUUGUAUAAUAUUGUAUGAUAAUCCGCAUGACAUUUCUGUAUAUUUAAAUUUUGUUUAAUAUAUUGUGUUUUAGUUUCCAUUUAUUUUAGAAGAAAUGGUCAAAGCAUUUUCAAUUCGGUUUCAAUUCUGAUUUUCAUUCCAAUGCUGUAGUGUGACUGUGGAUGACCGUUUGACACAGUGCCCCAUGUGUAAUGUUUGAAACCAGUAAGUGUGGAAUUUAAAUUAAAAUUGCUGGAGACCAAGUGGGAGAUCAUGUGUUUGAAAGCAGAUGCUGCCACACCAUCCAUGGCCGGGAGUCCAAGAGAUUGGCCAUGAUCUCAUGGUGGCAGGGAUGGCAGUACCCUCACUCUCCUCUGUAAAUCAAGACACUACCCAGUUGUGGGCAUCUGUGACCUCAUACACGUGGAAGAGGGUAGAUAGCGUUUUCCUCCGAUGUACUAUGCUCCCCUAUGACAAAGCACGAACAGCAGUUUGAAAACCUGUGGUUGGUUUGGCGUGUUUUGGAGAAAUGUUAGCUUUUACCCUCCACAACUGGCAGCUGUUGUCUAAUCAAGGUACUUAAUUUAAAAAAAAAAUAAAAAAAUAAAUAAAAUAAAAUAUUUGGAGAAAGAAAUUAAAAAAAGAAGAGAUUGGUUUAAUAAAAACAUGUUCUGUGUUUUAGUUUACAUUAAUUUUAGAACCAUUUCAAAGCAUAUUUAUAACUGGACAUUUGUAUGCAUAGUGUUUACUAACAUUUCAGUAUGUACAUUUUCUUCUACUUUUGACUGCAUGCAGCUAACUGCAUAUUUCACUAUAGCCAUAAACUACCGCAUUAAAAUGCAUCAAUUUCAGUGUCAUUAAACAAUGUGUACGUGAUUAAUUAAUGUCUCU
Molecule: messenger RNA, 1695 nt
Organism: Pangasianodon hypophthalmus (striped catfish)
Lineage: Eukaryota; Metazoa; Chordata; Actinopteri; Siluriformes; Pangasiidae
Exons: 7
Coding region: 1-741 (246 amino acids)
Biological process (GO): actin filament polymerization
Cellular component (GO): actin filament; cytoplasm
Molecular function (GO): actin binding; microtubule binding
Source: RefSeq, a predicted model, not a curated record